Messenger RNA from Saccharomycodes ludwigii, 1698 nucleotides. It is a transcript of the gene RSC8, whose product is annotated as Rsc8p. The record is from RefSeq and is a predicted model, not a curated record. Gene Ontology annotation, molecular function: protein binding; zinc ion binding. Lineage: Eukaryota; Fungi; Ascomycota; Saccharomycetes; Saccharomycodales; Saccharomycodaceae. The transcript has a single exon. The coding region runs from base 1 to 1698 and encodes 565 amino acids.
AUGUCACAAGAAACAACACAAAAUAAUAUACCUUCGGUUGAACAAGAAACAAACAAAAAUGAUAGUACCAUCGAUAAUAAUAAAAAUGAAACUUUUACAACAAGAAAUGAGAACACAACUGAUAAAACGGAAGAAAUUAGUUCAACUGAUGUUAAUGCAAGCAAAGAAAAUACAGAUGCCGAUUUUAAUGCCACUGUUGCUACAGAUACACUACCUGCACAACAAGUGCCUAAACCAGAUUAUGAAUCAGAAGCAGCAAAAUUAGAACAAAGAGCAGUGAAAUUCCUCGCUACACAAGCACAUCCAAUAAUAUUACCAUCAUUUGCUGCUUGGUUUGACAUAUCCUUAAUACACGAUAUAGAAAGAAAUUAUUUUCCAGAAUUUUUUAAUAAUAAGAAUAGUUAUAAUAAUGGUAGUAGUAUUUUUAAAACCUCAAAGAUAUACAAGGAUGUCAGAGAUUUUAUUGUCAAUACAUAUAGGUUAAAUCCACUAGAAUAUUUAACCAUUACCGCCGUGAGAAGGAAUUUAGCUAUGGAUGUUGGGUCCAUUGUCAAAAUACAUCAAUUUUUAGAAAAAUGGGGAAUAAUUAAUUACCAAAUAGAUCCCAAAACAAAACCAUCCUUGGUUGGUCCUCAUUUUACCGGCCAUUUUCAAAUUCUUCUGGAUACGCCAACGGGUCUAAAACCUUACAUUCGAAAAGAUGAAUUUGCUACCGAUAACGAUGAUAGCACUGCAAUUUCUCAUCCAAUAAAUUUGAGUUUAAAAAAGACUGUGUAUUCUAAUGUCUCAGAAUUUAAUAGUUUAGAUUCACAAGUUCAGCAUUUUAGAAAGUACAUUUGUCACUCAUGUGGGAAUGAAGCCGUGAAAAUACAUUACCAUAAUUUACGUAGUAGAUCCGAGAACUUAUGUAGUAAGUGUUUUAAGGAAGGUCACUUCUCCAAUCAUUUUCAUUCUUCUGAUUUUAUCAAAUUAGAUAAUAAUAUUAAUGUUAAAAAUCACGCAACUUGGUCUGAUCAAGAAGUGCUACUGUUACUAGAAGGUAUAGAUAUGUUUAGUGCAAACUGGGAAAAGAUUGCCAGACAUACUGGAAGAAGUAAAGAAGAUUGUGUAUUGAAAUUUAUUGAGUUGCCCGUAGAAGAUGAAUAUAUAAACAAACUAUUACCACCAAAAAAAAAACAAACCUCUAUAACUUCCAACUCCUUGGAGGAAGCGGUUAAAUUAUUAAUAGAAAAUUUAAAUGAUGAAAACAAAAACAAAAUUAUUAAAAACUCCAAUGAGUUAUCGACUAAGUAUCUAAAUGAGUCACAAGCAAUUGCACAAGAGUUAGUUUAUAAUAAAUUACAACAAUUGGACACCAAAAUGGAGAAAAUAAAUGGACUAGAAGAAACCAUGUUGACAUUGAAGACUAAAUAUAUCAAUGUGUUGACUGAGCUACAAUCUGAUAAAGUUGCCCUUCUAAACGAUGUUGAGACUUUAAAUCAAAAAUUAAAAUCAUUAAAUAUUGACAAUGUCGAGCUUCUAAAACUGAAAAGUGUUAGAGAGGCUGAAAUGAAGGCUUUAAAGGCCCAACAUGCGAAAAAAGUUAAUUUGGAUAAACAAGAAAACGAAGAUGGUAAUGAUGAGGAUAAUUCUGCUAAACUAGUAGUCAAAAGUAUUUCUUUGGAAGCGCCUCAAGCUUAUAAAGCUUGGAGUUUGUAA